GGAAGUGGAGUGGGUUCCUCCGGUGUUUACCCCGGGAAUGUCGAGGACAGGAUGCUGAAGCCUAGAGGAAACCCUGACGGCAAACCCUCAGCACUCAAAGCAACUCAGCAUCAGGAACCUUAAAUGAUUAUGCAUAUCUGGCUGUGAGACGAGCCUUGGACACCCUCCACACAUUUAUUGCAACUUGGAUUGACGCUCUAUUUGGCGACAGAGCAGAAGCAGAAGCAUUGUAGCACCCCUCACACAGAGUGACUGCUAGUGAAGAAGGACACUCAUACACGUUCAAAGAGACACAACAUGAUGGAGCUGAGAAUCCAGCUGAUACCCACGGGAGAAAUCAUAUUGCCUCCAGGGAAUAAUGGAGAGUCUUGCUGCCAAAGCUUCAAUACGGCUGUGGGCAGCGACGGAAUCCGGGUCAUGAUGGAGAGUGCCCUAACAGCCAGGGACCGGGUGGGCGUGCAGGACUUUGUCCUGCUGGAGAACCACACCAGCGAGGUGGCAUUCAUUGAGAACCUCCGCAAACGAUUCAAGGAGAACCUCAUUUAUACAUACAUUGGUUCUGUGCUGGUGUCCAUGAACCCCUACAAAGAGCUGGAGAUCUACACUAAACAGCACAUGGAGCGAUACAGGGGUGUCAAUUUCUAUGAAGUCUCACCUCACAUUUAUGCCGUGGCUGAUAAUGCGUAUCGCUCCAUGCGGACUGAGAGACGGGAUCAGUGCAUCCUCAUCUCAGGUGAGAGUGGUGCUGGCAAGACCGAAGCCUCCAAAAAGGUUCUGCAGUACUACGCCGUCACCUGCCCAGCCAAUGAGCACGUGCAGACUGUCAAAGAUCGCCUGCUGCAGUCCAACCCUGUGCUGGAGGCUUUUGGAAAUGCCAAAACUCUACGUAAUGACAAUUCCAGUCGCUUUGGGAAAUACAUGGACAUCCAGUUCGACUUCAAAGGUGCUCCAGUAGGAGGUCACAUCAUUAACUACCUGUUGGAGAAAUCGCGUGUCGUGCACCAGAGCCACGGCGAGAGGAACUUUCACAUCUUUUAUCAGCUUAUCGAGGGAGGAGAGGAAGAUCUGCUGAGGAGGCUGGGCCUGGAGAAGAACGCCCAACAGUACCAGUAUCUGGUGAAGGGUAACUGUCCCAAAGUGAGCUCCAUAAAUGACCGCAAUGACUGGAAGUUAGUGAGGAAAGCCCUGAGCAUCAUUGGCUUCACCGAUGAUGAAGUAGAGGAGCUUUUGAACAUUAUUGCCAGUGUGCUACACUUGGGGAAUGUUCAGUACGGCGGAGAGGACAGUGGCAGUGCCUACAUCACCACAGAGACACAGAUUAAAUACUUAGCCAAGUUGUUAGGUGUGGAUGGCACUGUUCUUAAGGAGGCUCUAACACAUAAAAAGAUCAUUGCCAAAGGAGAAGAGCUGAUGAGUCCUUUAAAUCAAGAGCAGGCUGCUUCAGCACGGGAUGCCUUGUCUAAAGCAAUAUACGGUCGUACUUUCACUUGGCUGGUCAACAAAAUUAAUGACUCUCUGGCCUUCAAGGAUGAUUCAUUCAACAGUAAGAACGCUUCCGUCAUUGGUCUACUAGACAUCUAUGGUUUUGAGGUCUUUCAGAACAACAGUUUUGAGCAGUUUUGUAUCAACUAUUGUAAUGAGAAGCUGCAGCAGCUCUUCAUUGAACUGACUCUGAAGUCGGAGCAGGAGGAAUAUGAAGCCGAGGGAAUUACGUGGGAGCCUGUGCAAUAUUUUAACAACAAGAUCAUUUGUGAUCUUGUGGAGGAAAAGUUUAAAGGAAUCAUUUCCAUCUUGGAUGAAGAGUGUCUCCGGCCUGGAGAUGCCAGUGACAUCACCUUCCUGGAGAAGCUUGAGGACACUGUCGGUGGCCACGCACACUUCCUAACUCACAAGCUGGCUGAUGGAAAAACCCGUAAAGUGAUGGGUCGUGAGGAGUUCAGAUUGAUCCACUACGCAGGAGAAGUCAACUACAAUGUGAACGGCUUCCUGGACAAAAACAAUGAUCUCCUUUUCAGAAACCUGAAAGAGGCCAUGUGUAUGUCCGAAAAUAAAAUCCUCACUCAGUGUUUUGACCGAGAAGAACUCACCGACAAGAAACGCCCAGAGACGGCAGCAACCCAGUUCAAGAACAGCCUGGCGAAGUUGAUGGAAAUCCUGAUGUCUAAGGAUCCGUCUUACGUGCGCUGCAUCAAGCCUAAUGAUGCCAAGCAAGCAGGGCGCUUUGAUGAAGUCCUCAUCAGGCACCAAGUAAAAUAUCUUGGUCUGAUGGAAAACCUUCGGGUGAGGAGAGCGGGCUUUGCAUACCGCCGUCGCUACGAGACCUUCCUGCAGAGGUAUAAAUCCUUGUGUCCAAACACCUGGCCAAACUGGGAUGGCCGUCUGGUCGAUGGAGUGUCCACGCUCGUCAAGCACCUCGGCUACAAACCUGAGGAGUACAAACUCGGCCGGACCAAAAUCUUCAUCCGCUUCCCCAAAACCUUGUUUGCUACCGAAGAUGCACUAGAAGUCAGAAAACACAGCCUUGCUACCAAACUGCAGUCAUCCUGGAAAGGCUACAGUCAGAAAACCAAAUACUGUAAAAUGCGACAAUCAGCUAUCAAGAUCCAAGCCUGGUGGAGAGCUGUUCUGGCCUGCAGAAAAGCAAAGCGUAGGAGAGAUGCUGCCAACACCAUCCGCAGGUUCAUCAAAGGCUUCAUCUAUCGCCAGCAGCCACGUUGCCCAGAGAAUGAAUACUUCCUGGAUUACGUUCGCUACUCCUUCCUAAUGAAGUUGCACAGGAGCCUGCCCAAAACUGUUUUAGAUAAGAGCUGGCCAACACCACCCCCCGCCCUCAUUGAGGCUUCAGAGCAGCUCCGAAAACUCUGCAUGCAGAACAUGGUGUGGAAGUACUGCAAGAAUAUCAACCCGGAAUGGAAACACCAGUUGGAGCAGAAGAUGGUUGCAAGUGAAAUCUUUAAGGACAAGAAGGACAACUACCCACAAAGCGUCCCAAAACUUUUUGUGGGCACGAGGCUCAAUGGCGAGGACAUCAACCCUAAAUUGCAACAGGCUCUGGGGAAUGAGAAGAUGAAGUAUGCUGUUCCAGUGACUAAAUAUGAUAGAAACGGAUACAAAGCACGCAACCGACAACUCCUGCUCAUGGCAGACAGUGCCAUCAUUGUGGAGGAGGCCAAGCUCAAACAGUCUAUCGACUACAGCUCACUGAAAGGGAUUUCUGUCAGCUCUCUGAGUGACGGCAUGUUUGUUCUCCAUGUCGCUUGUGAAGACAAUAAGCAGAAAGGUGAUGUGGUGCUUCAGUGUGAGCAUGUCAUUGAGACUUUAACCAAAGUGGCCAUCUGCGCUGACAAGAUGAACAGCAUUAACAUUAACCAGGGAAGUAUAAAGUUCAACAUGGCACAAGGAAAAGAAGGGAUCAUAGAUUUUACAUCUGGCUCAGAGUUGCUGAUAGCCAAGGCUAAGAAUGGACACCUUUCUGUGACUGCCCCUCGCCUCAACUCAAGAUGAUGGACGAGUCCUGAAGAAGUACUUCCUGCUUUCUCACAGGAUCUUCCAGAUACGCUCCUUAUUUCAUCAAUCACAUGACUAAAGUUGGAGCUUCACUCUGCCAAUCAGACGCCAGCCAGCUGCACCAAAAGCCUCUGCUUUACGUUGUGAAAAUCGAGCAAACUUAUUUAUGUUUCGGGGGAUUAAUACUGUUAUAUGAAUAUUAUGAUGUUAUGUCAAAGCCAAGAAUAACAAUUUAUAUGUGCAUUUUUUUCUGCACCUCUUGUCUUUAUCUAGCUUAUUUGGGAAAAUUUGAUUUGUUAGAGAAGGUGACCUCAGCCAUGUUAAUGAGGUUAAAUCAGGGUUCAUAAUGAGUAGUUAUUCGCUUUGGUUUUAUUUAUGUUCACCCAUGAUUUGCUUUUACUUUUCCAUGGAUUCUGCAAUCCAAACCUAUUUAGAACCAAUACACUUUUGUGUUCAUAGGAAAGGUAUUAAUUACUUUUUGCAUAGAGAAGAUGACUUUGAGAUGUUCACUUGAACGGUUACACCUGUUCUACACACUAUUAGUUCAACAUAAUUUUGCUAACAAUAUUAGCUGAUGUGUUAAAAAGGAGGACAAACUUUUAGAGAGCGUACACCAAGUGCAUUGAGCGUGCGUGCCAUGUAUGAAAAGCUACCAAAAGAUCAUCAGAAAAUAUUUAUUUUCUCAGUCCUAAAUCUGAGUCUCAAAAUGUUACAGCUAGAAAGUAUCUUUGAUCAGAUAAGUGAUCUGACAAAAAAAGCUCACUGUAAAGCUUGUGAGAGAAGUUAGCCGUAAUAGUAGUUGUAUGUUAUCUACGAAAAUAUGUAACUUGGCUUGUUUGUUUCUCUGAGGCAGGUUUAUGUAUAUGUAGAUUAAAGGUAACAAAGCACUACUAAAUGUUGGCAAACCAAAUGUAAAUGUUAUUUUAGAAACCAAAAAGUGGAAAUUUGGCAUAUCCUUUGCACUGUAGGAUUUCAGGCACCUAAAACUCUUGAUAGUACAAUUGUUUGAUAUUGCCUUGAUGUUGUGACCAUCAAAGGACAAUGAUCAGAGAAACAUUGAACAUGUGCCAAUCAUAGCUGUUUUCAGUUGAGGAUGCUUAAAAGAAAACAGUGGAAGGAUACACAAUAAAUGCUGGUUUAUCAUAAGUGCCACAUGUAUUUAGAAAAAAUAUAUAUAUUUUUGACAUUUAUAAAAAAUUACAAAUAAAAAAUACCCCAAUACUGUCCACAAAAAACUUUUGGCCUCCAAGUUAAGUCAAUUCAAAGUUGUGUUUUUAGUUUUAUACUAUUUGUGUAAAAUGCCUGGAAGAAAUCUGUCAUUUUGAAGCAAACUGACAAUGUAUUUGAACAUAUUAAAGCUGAUUAAAAAAAUAAAAAGCA
Messenger RNA from Carassius gibelio (silver crucian carp), 4887 nucleotides. RefSeq names its product unconventional myosin-Ic. Lineage: Eukaryota; Metazoa; Chordata; Actinopteri; Cypriniformes; Cyprinidae. Gene Ontology annotation, biological process: actin filament organization; vesicle transport along actin filament. The record is from RefSeq and is a predicted model, not a curated record. Bases 298 to 3504 code for a protein of 1068 amino acids. Gene Ontology annotation, cellular component: actin cytoskeleton; plasma membrane; myosin complex. Gene Ontology annotation, molecular function: actin filament binding; microfilament motor activity; ATP binding. The transcript is spliced from 32 exons.